AUGCCGGCGCCGGGAAACGUUGAAUCAAGCCGGAGACGAUGCCUAGCGAUAAUCAUAACAGGUAUAAUUCUCAAAACCCUAAUUAUAAUAACCCUAAUCGUAAUAUUCAUCCCCAUCGGAAACCCAAAAGUCCGAUUCAGAUCCGUCGCCGUCGACGAACCGUUGGUUUCGAAUUCCACCGGUUCGCCGUCGGUCCGCGUCCGGCUCAACGCUCAGUUGGCCGUAAGAAACCCAAAUUUGGGGCGGUUCAGGUUCGGCGACAGUGACGUGUCAAUCCUCCACAGGGGGAGGGUAAUCGGCCGGACGGUGGUGCCGGCGGGAAGCACCGCCGCGAGAUCGACUGAAAACGUGAACGUCACCAUUGCUGCGCUGGCGGGUGGUCGGAAUUUGGGGAAGGAGGAGUUGAGGUCGGGGAGAAUUAGGCUGUCCGGUGAGGCGACGUUUGAUGGGAAGAUUCAGGUUUUAAGGAUUGUCAGGAGGAAGAAGAAAGGGAUAAUGAAUUGUACGGUCGAUAUUGAUGUACGGACACGGAAAGUCCAGAGUUUGGUGCGUGUGUGA
This is a messenger RNA of Andrographis paniculata, 558 nucleotides long. Its product is annotated as late embryogenesis abundant protein At1g64065-like. The record is from RefSeq and is a predicted model, not a curated record. The coding region runs from base 1 to 558 and encodes 185 amino acids. The transcript has a single exon. Lineage: Eukaryota; Viridiplantae; Streptophyta; Magnoliopsida; Lamiales; Acanthaceae.